AUGAAGCCGCAACAAUAUCAAGCACCUCCUCCACCAAACAUUCCCCAUAACACCACCCUUUACUACGGUAAUCAAUCAGCGUUGUCCGUUCCCUCUUCUCAACAUGUUGCAACGAUCGUUAUUGAGCCUAAAUCUUCUUCAUUGGUGCAACGAACCUCUCCGAACAGCAGCUCUUCAUUCCUCUCCUCUUCAUUAUCCUCACCCGCUCAACUCGCCAGAACCUCCACUCCAACACUGCCUGAUUCAUCGCGGAACAACACCACUUCUGCAUUCAACGUUUUCAGACCGAUACACCCCACACCGCCUCAAUUGCAGCAGAAGGGGUUGAUGAGAGCAGAAUUGAUCGAAGAGACUAUGGAGGACUUGUUGCGAGAAGGAUAUUCUCGUUUUAAAAGCAUUGAAGAGUUUAAUAUCAACAUGCUUUUAACGAAUUUGAGUUCAACCUCUAUGGACGUCCAACAACAACCAUUAAGCACCUUUACCAACAUGGCCGAAACCCUCAACAAACCCUCUCCUGCUUCCAGUAGUAGUGGUGUACCUUGGCUCCACCCGACUCAACCAAUGGUUUCCACCCCAAUUCAAAAUGCAUCACCGGACACCAAUUCGUUCACUCAAUUACUGCUGGGAAACAAUAUUCCAAAUUCAUGUACAUUAUUGAACAAACCACCCUCACGAACACAGUUGGUUCAGCCUACUGCACCACCGUCUAACUCAGUUGCCAAAGAUGCUGAAUCUACCACAAAACCUGUCACUUCAUCCUCACACCCACCACAAAAAACUAAACCUAAGGCUGCCAAAACCAAAGAAAAGAAAAAACGUCCCACGAAAUCUGCAAAAGAAAACCCAGAAUCUCAAGAGCAAACAGCCCCACCAAAGGAAAAGAAAAGGAAAUCUUCUCAAUUUUCAUCGUCUCUAAUCAAUUUUCAAGCCACGAAAGCUAAAAAAGAUGUUCAAUUUCACAACUAUAAUCCUCCAAACAUAAAUACAGAAUAA
Molecule: messenger RNA, 993 nt
Organism: Naegleria fowleri
Lineage: Eukaryota; Heterolobosea; Eutetramitea; Acrasida; Naegleriidae
Exons: 1
Coding region: 1-993 (330 amino acids)
Source: RefSeq, a predicted model, not a curated record